AUGGCUAGUGCUAAGCUGAAGGAUGUAUUCAUGGACAAUGACUCCGAUGUCGAGCAGUCUUUGAAGAGUGAUGCGGCCCUACCAAUUAAUGAACCCGAAAUCACGGAGAUUCUCAAGAAGAAGGUGAAUAAGGUGUUCGUUCUCUUGCCGACUCCCAUUAGUCCUUCGCCCAAGUUUGUAGUUCAAUUUAUGCUAUUUUCAGACUUGCUCAUACAUAGGUUACUACAGCAAAGGAAAGAGCCAGAACAAUCUUCCCCUAUGAAGAAAGGUCACAACAGGCAGAGUAAGCCUGACUCUGAAGCAGAAGCAUUGAUGGAGCAAUCCAAGCUUAAUCAUUAUAAUGUUAUGACGUAUGUUGUUUUCUUAUCUCACUUCACUAUACUUUAA
Messenger RNA from Sparassis crispa, 387 nucleotides. RefSeq lists its product as hypothetical. Lineage: Eukaryota; Fungi; Basidiomycota; Agaricomycetes; Polyporales; Sparassidaceae. The coding region runs from base 1 to 387 and encodes 128 amino acids. The record is from RefSeq and is a predicted model, not a curated record. The transcript has 5 exons.